Molecule: messenger RNA, 2073 nt
Organism: Centropristis striata (black sea bass)
Lineage: Eukaryota; Metazoa; Chordata; Actinopteri; Perciformes; Serranidae
Gene: slc2a1c
Product: solute carrier family 2, facilitated glucose transporter member 1
Exons: 10
Coding region: 1-1452 (483 amino acids)
Biological process (GO): monosaccharide transmembrane transport
Cellular component (GO): membrane
Molecular function (GO): hexose transmembrane transporter activity
Source: RefSeq, a predicted model, not a curated record
AUGGCGUCACAGGAGAGCCAUCUGACAUCCACACUCCUGAUCUCCAUCCUGGCGGCGGUCCUCGGCUCCCUGCAGAUUGGCUACCACACCGGCAACGUCAAUGCUCCGGCCAAGAUUAUCGAAGAGUUUUUCAACCACACCUGGAGAGCCAGACACAACCAGUCGAUGCCAGAUCACAGCCUGACUCUCCUGUGGUCGCUCUCUGUCAGCAUUAAAGACUUUGGAGCCCUGCUGGGCUCACUGGGAGUCAAGUACCUGGCAGAUUCUUAUGGAAGACGUAACUCCAUCCUAAUAGUGAACUGUCUCUCUGUGGUGGGAGCGUCUCUGAUGUCCGCCUCCAAAGCCUGCAAGUCAUUUGAGGUUCUCAUCCUGGGACGGUUGGUGUUUGGUCUCUUCUGCGGCUUGGUGAUGAGUCUGAAUCCGCUCUACAUCCAGGAAGUAUCCCCCACCAACCUGAGAGGGGCCUUUGCUACACUCAACCAGGUGUCCUUCGCCUCCGGCAUCCUGGUGGGAAUGGUGGCUGGUCUGGAGACAAUGCUGGGUACAGAGCAUUACUGGGCCAUGAUGCUGUCCCUGUCUGUCAUCCCGGCCCUGACUCAGUACCUGAUCCUGCCUUUCUGCCCUGAAAGCCCUCGCUACCUGCUCAUCAACCGGGGAGAGGAGAGCAAAGCAGAGACUGCGCUACUGAGGCUGAGAGGAAGCUCGGACAAGGUGUUCACUGAGCUGGAAGAGAUGAAGGAGGAGGCCGCCCACACUCAGACCGGUGUCACCUUCCACGAGUUCUUCAAGAAACGCAGAUACAAGCAGCCAAUCAUCAUUGUCCUCAUCAUCAACUUGGGCAGCCAGCUGUCCGGAUUCAAUGCGAUCAUCAACUAUUCCACCAGAAUGUUCCAGGCUAAGUUUGAUGAGGCCAAAUACUUGACUAUGGGUGUAGGAGCUGUCAAUGUGACCUUCACUUUGGUGGCAUUCUUCCUGAUGGAAAGGGCAGGAAGGAGGAGAUUGCUUCUAACUGGUUUCAUCUCUAUAGCAGUGUGCAACCUAUUCAUGACCAUAGUCGAUUCGGUCCUGCACCUGGUUCCAGAGCUGCGGAGCCUGCAGGUACUGCUGGUUUUCUGCCUGAUUUCAGCCUAUGAGCUGGGCCCCGGCCCCAUCUCAUGGUUCAUCGCUGCUGAGCUGUUUGACCAACCCAGCAGACCCAUCGCCAUGGCCUUCACCAGCCUGCUCAACUGGGGAGGGAAGUUUGUUCUGGCACUCCUCUUUCCUCCAUUACUGAAAAUCUGUGGUGCGUACGUCUACCUCCUCUUCAUGACCGUGGCUCUGGUCGCCUUCACCUUCACCUGGUUUCGCCUCCCAGAGACAAAAGGUCGCACGUUCGAUGACAUUGCAGAGGAGUUCAGAGGAGCAGAGGGCAUCCCUUUGCACAAUAAGGCUGGAUUCAACACUUUCAACUAACCUCAAAUCAAUAAUAUGGGUAUAUUGAGGCUUUUGAUGUUCAUGACAAAAAAAGAACAACUGGUGUUUCACUUUGUGGACACAAGUGAGUCAAAGUAGAGGAUGUGCACAUCUUAAGGAGGCUGGAAUGGCCUUUGUAAAUUUGGUUUUCUCAUGGAAAACAAACAUGGAUCUGAUUACGGGAAUUAAAAGUGUUAACUGAUUGAUAUUUAUAUUGUAUGUUUUGAGGCAUUUUGUAACCAUAAUAUAUUAUAUGAUAUUAUAUAUUAUAUUGUUGUUUUGUAAAGAGAUAGAGACUUUUGGGAGGGAGGCAGAGGAUGUGUAGAAUCAUUAAAAUAAGUGAAGAAGUGCAAACGGAGAAAUUAAAAUCGGAUUUGUUGUCGGAGGUUAAUUUGCAGACUACAGUACUAUUUUUCAACACAAAGAGCAAUAUAUAUUGUGCUGCAGACCACACAAUUGCAGCAAAUUUACAAAACUCUCAUGAUUCCUAUUUGGAUUUGGAGAUCUUCCAGAGAUUAAAUUUUUUUUUUUGUCACCACCACUUAAUGUCAUUUGUGUAAAUAAAGAUACUGUUAAGUAACAUGAGUUCAGUUCUUCAUUGACCUCUUAAAACUAAAUUCU